Molecule: messenger RNA, 3050 nt
Organism: Amoebophrya sp. A25
Lineage: Eukaryota; Dinophyceae; Syndiniales; Amoebophryaceae
Source: the annotation of a GenBank genome assembly
GCGACACGACUAGUUGUAGUAAGAACCAUGAUACUGGUGAUCAAAAGUCUACUAUUCUCUAUCUUAGAAUCGGGUAAGCUUAUAAACGAUUACGAUAGAGGAGCCGCGCGGUUCAUCUACUGCUUUCGGUUUUUAUGUUACCUGGUAAACACGCACACGCGCUCACUCAAACUCAUUAAUAGCUGCAGAAAAAUAUAACGUAUCUCUGACAACCACAGCAUGCCAACGUGACUUCGACGGAUGGACACGAACGCAGGACAGGGAAUAUUCAGAGCUGGUUUCGUCAGAUGGGCAUGCGCAACCUUGUCACAGAAGGAAGACCUUUUUAGAAGCAAAAUGGUCAGCUUUAUGGAAACUCCUCGUAGUGUUGUAAGAACUGAUAGAAAGGCAAUUGAUGGGUUUUUUUCUAUCAAAAUUCAGCAGCAAACCCGUCAUAAGUUGGGACGAGAGUAACGACGGUAGUACUAGGAGUCUUAAGCUGCAGAAGCACUUGAUUCUCUAAUCAGGAAUAUCAACACUCUAGGCGCAGACGAAGCACCGGCAGUAGAGGCAAAAGCUGAGAAACACCUAGACUCAACAGGCGUGAGAAGUAGCAUGGUACUCAAGCAUACUUGCGUAGCUACGUGUUUUCUGUCACUGUACCAAGAACUGAAAAAACUUCUUACCCUGUUGGUGUUGAGUGCAUUAUGUGCUUCAUUCGUGAUCCAUUUGUGAUUUUCCCAUCCCGGACUACGACUAGUAGCAAAAAUGUUAUAGCAAGUUUUUAUACCUCUGCAAGAACUACAUUACACUACAACAGCGAAUGAGCGCUAGUCCUGGACCUAAGACGUCAGCAGUCAGAUUCAGCGAGCAUCACGGGUCAAACGCGGGGACCUUUAGCGAAGAUCCGCACAACUCCAUCUAUCCAAGUGCGAAAAGCAUACACAGAGUGAAAACGGUACUUCUUCAUUGGUUGUCUACUUCUCACAAGACGCAGCGGCGCAGGAUUUCUUGGAUUGGCAUUCUUCAGAUUCCACACAAACACUACAACACACUCUCCUCCAGAAUCCAGAUGAUAUUAAAAACCAAACCCGCUGCUCAGAUUCCCCACAACAAAACGCCGUAUGCGCAUAGUUCGGAAUUUGUCGCACUAAAGGAAGAGGUGCAAGCUUUCAAUGAAGGAGGAUGCGUGAUGUCAGAGGCGGACGUGUACCACAAUUGUUCAUACAGAUUUUGAUUUGUUCUUUUUCGGAGUUGCUCGAUACUACGUGUAGUUGCAAGUACUAGUAAGCUGCAUACUUCUUUCUUACUUCUCUCUCUUUCUUAUUUCUGAUGUUGUCGUUUUCCAGUUCUCCUGAUUAGAGGUGCGAAAAACACUUACUGCUAUUUUCAGGUCUCAGCGAGAGCCUAUGGAUGUUAGUCAGCCUCAAAGAAGUACGCUCUUAGACCAUAAUCCAGAAAAGCCCUUUUCAUCCGAACAAGCUGCUAUUAAUGGCAGAGUGAGUUCCCGGAAAUAUAUCGCUGCGCCACAGCCAGAAAGAAGUGACGAUGCGGCUGGUUUGGUGCAUGUUGGAAGUACUACUUCAUAAUCUGUUUUAACAAUCUAUUUUUUCUUGGUAUUUCAAUUUCGAACAAUAUUCGAAGAUGUUAGUUAAGUAGUUUAGAUUGUGCUUCUCGUAAAUGAUGAAUAAUGUGAAGAUAAACAUCGAAGUCACAGUGAAAGAACUACGACUUCCACUACAUGAAACACAAAGAGACAAUGAUACAUGAUUACUCAUCCUUCAAGGGAAAUCUUAGGCAGACUGCCGAGUAGAUCCACAUCGUCACUCAACCACAGCUGGCAUCGCGGGUGGACCGGAAAAAGUGCCGCAGAAAAGCUAUUCCGUCAUGGUCCAUCAACAGCCGCCAAGAUCAGACUAUUAAGGCAAGGUUGAUGGUUGAUGGUCAUGGUUGGCUCAAGGCUUCCCCCAUUUUUUGAGCGAGGUUUAGGCUAGUGCUCAGGGCCGAUAGGAAGAAUUUUUUCGCACGAAUGUGAUUGCAACGCGCCCCUCCUUUUCUAAGGUAAAAACCAAAAGCCGAACCAUGGCUGCUUCUAUUAUAGAUCAGAGCCAUGGAUGCUUCUAAGGUAAAAACCAAAAUGCUUCUAUUAAUAUAGAUACUGGUCCUAAUGGAUAUUUGUUAUAGACCACACCCUCUAACACACUAGCCGGCAAGUGGUUGGACGAUACGAGGCUUCGGUGAAUAGUCCUUCGGGUCGAAGAGCGGCAGCGGAUCUCUAUCACUAUUGAUAGUGCAGUGUACUAAAUCCUAGGAUUCUUGUCUAGUGGUAGUGUUCCACUCAUAGUCAUAUAAUCAUCUUACAUCAAUUUGUACGACCAUAAAAUGCUCAAUCAACGGAGAGACCUAGAGAAUAUAGCUCAAUGUGGUAAAGAACCAUCAAAAUUUAAUGACUAAAGUUAAGAUAUCUUGUUCAAGUUGUUAGAAGGUAAAUGUCUUCAUAUACAAUGCACUUGCGGUUCAGAACCUUGACCCUUGUUCUUCUGUUCCGACUUGCCCCUAACUCCGCUGCCCUCUACCUCUUCUUGUACAGAGUCGUUACAUUUAACGUAAAACAAAAUGCCUUAUGCUUACUGCAACUUUUGAAGUCGGAGCGAGCAGGUAGAGUGGGUGGUCAUGGUGGAUUAGACUUUAUACUUAAUCUCGAGAUCGAGUGAAGUCAUAAUUAUUUGAUGUCCAUGCUGUUUCUAUAUCCAUCGCCUUCGGCAUUUUGAACUUCUGAGUUAACAACUAGCACACGGUAAAAAGUUAGAUAACCGAGUACAUCUUCUUGUUCCUCAGUCACCCAGAACCAACGGGCUAUAAAGAUCGCUACAGACUUGGACUUCUAAGACAAACUUCCCAUAACCACGAGAAGCUCAAGCAGCAAGAAGAGCGUGCCUUUGCAACAUUGUUGUUUUCGUGUUCUACUUUUGCUUCACGAGAAACCAAGAAAUUCCAAUGGCGUAAAUUGUAGUUCUUCACAAGCUCAAGCAGCAAGAAGAGCGUGCCUUUGCAACAUUGUUGUUUUCGUG